Microtus ochrogaster (prairie vole) is the source of this 6606-nucleotide messenger RNA. It is a transcript of the gene Pitpnc1, whose product is annotated as phosphatidylinositol transfer protein cytoplasmic 1. NCBI's taxonomy places the organism in Eukaryota, Metazoa, Chordata, Mammalia, Rodentia, Cricetidae. Gene Ontology annotation, biological process: phospholipid transport. Gene Ontology annotation, cellular component: cytoplasm. The record is from RefSeq and is a predicted model, not a curated record. Bases 839 to 1645 code for a protein of 268 amino acids. The transcript is spliced from 10 exons. Gene Ontology annotation, molecular function: phosphatidylinositol binding; phosphatidylinositol transfer activity.
CUCCCGCACCCACCUCCCGGCCCCAGGCACACUGCAGCUCGGCGCGGUCUCUCCAGACGCGGAGAGGUAGCUGCAAACUCACGGGCACGCACGGCGCUCGCAGAGCCGAGGGACUCGGGGGAGGGGAAGCGCGAAAGGCGCUGGCAACCACCCUCCGAGCUUGGAGACACCCGGGGCCCAGAACAGGGGAGAGCCCUGGCGGCGGCGGCUUCCCUUUUCUCUCCCAGCUGAGCUCUGGAGAGACUCGGGGACUGGCCCUAAAAAAGAGCAGGAAAUCUUGUUUACCGCCCGGGGAGAGGAGACCAGCGAGCCUUUGUUUGGAAAGUCAGCAUCGCCGGCUCUUGAGGCAAUGUGUUCCUGGUGACAUUAGCCCAGGGUAGACGGGUCGAAGGAAAAAGAGGCUCGCAAGGUUCAGCUUUGCUUUCGGACGAGGAUCGAGAGGGUGACUUUUGUGCAUUUGUUUGAAUUUGUGGAAAUCUUUUUUCCCCUCCCUCUUGCCUCUCUUGCCCGCUGCCGGGCAUGUCCUGAUCUGGUGGCCGCGCCUACCAGCCCGGGGCUACCGAUUCGAGCUGUCUCCCGCGGGUCUCCCUCCCCUCAAUCCCUGACUUUGCAAUACCGGGAGGGCUGAUCUCCGCGAGGAAGGAGGCGGGGGAGUCACAGACACCGGGACUCGAAGCUUGACAUGUUCCAGGGCGGACUGGAGGCAGCCAGGAGCUGAGCGCACCGCCGGGGCUGCUUCGCUCGCCGGCUCCCAGUGCCCUUGCUUUCCGCUGGGCGCCAACCUUGCUCAUCUGUUGGGACGCCCCCUUCUUCCCCGGGGCCCGCGGCCGGCAGGACCAUGCUGCUGAAGGAGUACCGAAUCUGCAUGCCGCUCACCGUGGACGAGUACAAAAUCGGACAGCUGUAUAUGAUCAGCAAGCACAGUCAUGAGCAGAGUGACCGGGGCGAAGGAGUGGAGGUCGUGCAGAACGAGCCCUUCGAGGACCCUCACCACGGCAAUGGGCAGUUCACUGAGAAGCGAGUGUAUCUCAACAGCAAACUGCCUAGCUGGGCUAGAGCUGUUGUUCCCAAAAUAUUUUAUGUGACUGAGAAGGCUUGGAAUUAUUACCCCUAUACAAUCACAGAAUACACAUGCUCCUUCCUGCCGAAAUUCUCCAUCCACAUAGAAACCAAGUACGAAGACAACAAAGGCAGCAACGACAGCAUUUUUGACAGUGAAGCCAAAGACCUGGAAAGGGAAGUGUGCUUUAUCGAUAUCGCCUGUGACGAAAUUCCAGAGCGCUACUACAAAGAGUCUGAGGAUCCUAAACACUUCAAGUCUGAGAAGACAGGCCGGGGGCAGCUGAGAGAAGGCUGGCGGGAUAGCCAUCAACCCAUCAUGUGCUCCUACAAGCUGGUGACUGUCAAGUUCGAGGUGUGGGGCCUUCAGACCCGAGUGGAGCAAUUUGUGCACAAGGUGGUCCGAGACAUCCUGCUGAUUGGACACAGACAGGCCUUUGCGUGGGUCGAUGAGUGGUACGAUAUGACAAUGGAUGAUGUUCGGGAAUACGAGAAAAACAUGCAUGAACAAACCAACAUAAAAGUUUGCAAUCAGCACUCCUCCACUGUGGAUGACAUAGAGGGCCAUGCGCAGACCAGUACAUGACAAUGGACGAAGUGCGAGAAUUCGAACGAGCCACUCAGGAAGCCACCAACAAGAAAAUCGGCGUUUUCCCACCCGCCAUUUCCAUCUCCAGCAUUGCCCUGCUGCCUUCCUCAGUGCACAGCGCCCCAUCCAGCGCCCCGUCCACCCCUCUUUCCACAGAUGCGCCAGAAUUCCUGUCCAUUCCCAAAGACCGGCCCCGGAAAAAAUCUGCUCCAGAGACACUCACACUUCCGGAUCCCGAGAAAAAAACCACCCUGAAUUUACCUGGUGUCCACUCUUCUGAAAAGCCAUGUCGGCCCAAGUCAGAGUAACUUCAUGUGAACAUCCCAUUGGGUUUUGUAUUUUCAUUUGAGGCUUUUUUUUUUUAAGAAUUCUCUGAUAGAGGAAAGGACUGCCUCGUCACUCAGAUGUCCUUUGAUUUCAGAGUGUGCAUGUGGUUAAAUAUUUUAACAGAUAGCAAGAACCCCUACAUGUGCCACACAGCAUCAUAGUGAACAUGAGAUGUAAGACUAGGAAAAAUAAAACAGGAGGGUGCUGAGGACAGAACUUAGCCAGGAAAGGGCUGCAGGAGCUUGCACGAAGCCCUACGUUCCAUCCCCGGCGUGGUUAGCUAGACGAGAGGCUCAGAAGAUCAGGGUUAACCUCAGUUAUAUAAAAAAUUAUAUGACACCCUGAAUCAAAAACAAUCAAACAAAAACCCCACAGCAUCUAUAGAUUUAUGUGUGGGGGCCCUGGCGAGUCUGACGUGGGCUUCAAUGAUAACCAGGUGAAUGGAUGGAAAGCCGUGAAGCCGGUUUUGUUGAUUUUUUGUUUUGUUUUGUUUUGUUUUUAUGUUUGUAAGAUGUGGUAAAAUAAUGAAGUCAAUUUCCUCCCAUCAAACAUGAAAUUCUCAACAACAAAAAAGAAAAUACUCUCAGGUGUCACUCGCCUAAUAGAUAAAUUUUGGACUGCUGACCACCAAUACUUGAAUGCCAAUUGUUUUCAAUAUUCCUGUUUUGAUUAGUCUGACUCAGGAUUUGGGGCCUAAUCAACUCCUUAAAUUUUUGAAAAUUUUAAUGACCAAUUUCUAGAGGCUCCAAGUGCAAUUAAACAAUGACUUCUUUAUACCUUUUCAUAGAAUUUAAUAAAGAUCCCAUCUGUUCCCGUCUCUUAGUAAUUUCCCCUUUUGUACCCUGGUGGCCUCUCAAAUUUUUAGACUUGCCUGGAUGACUGUGAUCAUAGCUGAUAUAAUGUGGAAUGAUCUGGAAACUGAGAGCCCCAGGUGAGACAAACACCUCCUCUUCAGGUACCAAUGAAGCUUGACCUUUGGCCUGUGAGUGUCCAUCAUCCAUUUCCUCAGAAAUUUCAGUGAACUAAAAAGAAUUCAUUGACAAUCUCCCACUUGAGGAAGUUCAGAGUGGACUAAGUUACCUGGGCUUAACCACUGUCAGAAUGUCCGGUGUCCAAACCUUGCAAAAAAAGAAUCCUCCCCACCCGGUUAAAAGUGCUUAGUAACACCCAGACAUACAUGGAAUGGGAUGCCGAUCACCAGGUUUAGAAAACAUUCUCUUACUCCUUCCUUACAAUCCAAAUAUUGGGGGCUGGGGUGUAGCUCAAUGGUAGAGUUCUUGCAUAGCAUGCAGACGGCCCUGGGCUCCCUCCCCAACCCUGCGAAAAGGAAACAGUGCAAUUGGCAAUGUCUGGGGGAGCCAGUAGACACAGUCACCUGGGGACCUUGUCUCCAUGAUUGGAAUCACCGAGUCCUAUUCGUACAGAGGCGCGGUCAUAAAUGCCCCCUUUGUCCUGAUCUCACUGCUGAGAGACGGUGAAAUGGACGUCAGAGUCCAGGCUGGCAAGGUCAUUCGUCAAAGUGGCAGGGAGAAAUCUGUCACAGUUGCCCCUCACUGCCUUUAAACCCACAAGGAAGGCAAGCAGAAUGUCAGCGGUGAACAAGAGGGCUGGGGAGCUCCAGAGCCCAUGUCCUAGCUGUCCUUUCUGACUGUGACCUCCAACCUCAGGCAAGAAAAUAACCCCCAACACAGAUCCCAAAGGAAAGUAAACAGACCGAGGAGUGUAUUCUCCUUCCCUGCCCGCACCCUGUCUUGAGUGCUCCGCACUCCAGUGUCUCUCGGGGCCACGCCCUCUCCCCAAGGCACAGGUGCUGGCCCCUUGAGCCCAGCACUGGAGUGCUGAGUGUGCCUAGAUCAUUUAUCAGUAGAUGGAUAUUGCGCCCAGUACUCAAAAGAAAACUGCAAAUAGCUCUGCGCACCAGUUUAUCUUUCCCUUAAGGGAGCCGUGCCGUAGUAGGGUGCCCUUCCUUGCAUGGUAGAGAAGCAUGAAUCUCGCUUGUGGGAAGUCGUCAUCUUUCCUCGAACCCUUUGGACUUCUCAGCGGCUUCCUCUCCGAGUGGCUGUACUCAGUGAGAAUGUCUGGCUUUAAAAAGCAAAAUUCCCCUUUCAGAAGACACAGAGUCUAUGUAUCUGCUCCCCGUUUGCAAGCUGAAAUCGGGCUGGGGUGGGCUCAUUGGUUUUCGUAUGGUACAAAUUGGUUUCGUGCAGUGGUUAGCCCAUCUGGCGCCGAGGUUCUGUGUCAGUACCAUGCCACGUUCCCUUUUCUAUGCCAGCUUUUGUUGUCAAGGUCAGCAGUCUGGUUCACUUUGAAAAGCUACUUUCUGAUUCCCUUUUUGUGGGUUUUCUUUCCUUUAUAGUCAGCCCAACACCUUUGUCACCAAUUGCGGCGCUAACCUCUGAUAAUGUAAUUCUUAACCAGCACGCGUGUGUUCAGCUUUUCUGCCUACGUGUGGUUUGCCUGUGCCACAAAUAAGGAAGGGGUGGGAGUCUGGAUAUUUCAUUAGCUGCUUUGAAUAUGUAAUCCCGUCAUCACAAAGCAUACCUGACUUCUAUAUUUUCUGAAUCUUGAUUUUCCAAGUAUCUUUUCGCUCUGUCUUGACACGAGUCCGCUCCUGUGGGAUAGAAGCCCGCGAUGAAUGUGUACAUAGGAAUAACUCUUGUGAGGAUGGAAACAAAAUGGCUGCAUGAUGGAAAUUUGGGAAGACAAAAAAAAUAUAGCAGAAACUUGAAUUUACUAAGCAUGUUUGAGGGGGAAAUAGAGUCCUUAACUCAGUGCCUCUGUCUGCCAUGUGAAAACCUCCAACUUUGUUCACCAAAACUGUAUUAUACCUGUACAUAUAUAUACAUAGACAAAAUGCAGUAUAGUGAGCUCCGCACCACAGUUCUAAGUCUCCGGUAGCCAAACUGAAGGAAGUAACCCAUAGGAUAGUACCUAUGUUUACCCUCUUCAUCUCCGAUGUUGGUGGAUGCUACUAAAAUGGCCAUACAUGUCUUUACUCCAGGUGGCUUUCGGAUAGGCAAUACCCUUGAGCUCUAGGCGUGGUACAGCACUGUCGCUUUGUCCGGGCUUUUCCUGGCUCAAGGAGGCUUUGCGGUGUCUUAUUGCAUAAGGUCUGUCUGAAGCUGCGUCUGAAGAGCAUUUCCUCUCGGGCUGCAGUCAGAGAACGCAAAACGAAGAACUGAGAGAGAGAGGAGAAGCCGCGACAUUGUCGGUGGCCACUUUGUUGCUGGGUCUGUUUGUAAAGUCCUCGCAUCGAUGUGGGGAAUUGUUUUAAUUUAUUUACAGGUGUGCGUCAGCGUGUUCUGGGGCGUGGAAAUAAGUUAGCUCAACUGUGGGUGAAUGGACGCAAACACAAAAUGAACACACACACACACAAGCAACGGCUGUCAGAAUGGCUCAGAGGGCUGGAAGCACUUGCCACCAAGCCUGACCACCUGAGUUCAAGCCCCAGGUCGCACAUGAAAGAAAACUAAUUCUCGUAAAUUGUCCUCUAACCGCUACAUACAGUGGUGUGCACACACACACACGCACGCACACACACACGCACGCACACACACAUGCAUGCGCACACACACACGCACACACACAGAUAUAAUUUUAAUGAUACCCCUACAAGUACUCAUGUCGCUUUUUUUCACAGCCUGCAAUGAACUGUAAACUAAGAGACAUCUUGAUAAAAACCCAUUUGAAUGAAAUUUCCAGGCUAAGGUGUUUCUGAGUGCUUUGAAAUCCCACCUCCUUCAGUAUCUCUGCGCUGCUCAGAGGUGACAGACCCCAGGCUGCCAGCUGGCUUAGGUCGAUAGGAAUUUCCUUUUUGAAAAAGGCUGGCAUAGGGUUGACUAUCCUGUCCAUCUGAGCAGAUAAUCCCAGGGAGAGUAGCUAGCUAAAUGGUUUCCGUCCGUUCCCCAUGCUUUGCCGGUCACCCGACUAGGUGGCUAGGUGACAGUAGGCCGUCUGAGCCAUAGUUGCAAUGACAAAAUCCUGGCCUGGGCUAUAAAUUGACAUAAAUAAACUACAUUAAGCUCUUCAUUCUUGGUGAGACACCAUCACGUGGUGUUGACACACAGAUGCGAGACAGCUUGGGUUCUUCUGGGCGCCACCUUCAAAGCAGUCCGUGUCUGCUGUCUAACUGCUCAAGCUUCGCGGGAUGUCGUGCCGUGAAAGGAGGAAUUCGUGGAGGACGUUAGAGACAGCACCCCUUAACUGCAACUCCAUGCAGUUAUGCUCACCGUAAGCCUCCCCGCCUUCUUGUUUUUCAAGUUGAAGUGGUGUGUGUAGAAUUUCAAGUCUCCCUUUAGGUUUCUCUGUGUCCCCCAAAGAAAGAGGAGGUUCUCUUGAGUUGGCGUUAUCCAUGUUGCCAUGUAUAUGUCCUUUCCAGUGUAAUUUCAGUGUUUACAUUUUCGAGCUGAGAUCUUGAUUGGCUGACUUACUCUAUAAAAUACCACUGCCACCGCUGAAGGACCAAGUGUUGGAACACAGAGCGUUGCCAGCAAGGCGAGCGGAAGGGACGCGCAUCCGUCUGUGUCAUUCUAUGGCUGUACUGUCGUCUAUGCCCGCCCCCGUUAUUUAUUAUUGUUGAUAGCUUACUUUUUCUUACAUUCUGUUGUAAAUAAAGUACAAAGCAAUCUUCU